This is a messenger RNA of Ctenopharyngodon idella (grass carp), 1841 nucleotides long. RefSeq names its product dual specificity phosphatase 29-like. The transcript is spliced from 3 exons. Gene Ontology annotation, cellular component: cytoplasm. Lineage: Eukaryota; Metazoa; Chordata; Actinopteri; Cypriniformes; Xenocyprididae. The coding region runs from base 411 to 1010 and encodes 199 amino acids. The record is from RefSeq and is a predicted model, not a curated record. Gene Ontology annotation, molecular function: protein tyrosine/serine/threonine phosphatase activity; MAP kinase phosphatase activity. Gene Ontology annotation, biological process: negative regulation of MAPK cascade; protein dephosphorylation.
UAUGCAUAUAUUAAAAUAUAUGCAUAUAUUUAAUAUAUUAAAAUGUUAAAAUAUGUCAUCCUGAUAUCAAACAUAUUUUGAAUUUUGAUUUCAUGAUGCCUUUAAUAUAUUUUACCAAGUAUACUUUAUUAAAAGAACAAAUUUAAUAUGCAAACCAUCUAGCUGAAUGAACUUCAAUUCAAAGAUCAUCUCAAAGAUUCUCAGCUGUCUGUCUGUUUGUGUCUCUCAUCUAUAUUUACCACUUUGACUCGCAAAGAGGCCAAAAUAGAGACACGUAUCACUUACUCCAUCACACAAUCACACACAAAUGCGGCUCUACGUAGAUGACAGACCUACGAGGAGUUCAGAGAAACACAACGUGAGUUUGUUAAGAACUGAAAAGCAAAAACACUUUAAUACAAUGCAUUAACAUGUAUUUUCUCAUUGUACAUCAAGCUCUUUCAUUUCAAAGGAUGAGCACACAGGAUGUUAGAUAUGAGACUCCGCCCAUCUGUGACCUUUUGACCCUCCUGCUAAAGAACCGACGACCCUCCGGCGCCUAUAAUGAAGUCUGGCCCAACAUCUACAUCAGUGAUGCACCAACAGCAAGAGACAAGACGCUUUUACACCGUCUAGGAAUCACUCACAUCGUCAACGCUGCACAUGGACCCGCUCACAUCGACACUGGAGCUGAUUUCUACUCGGACACAAGCGUAGAGUAUCACGGCGUGGAGGCACCAGACAACAGAGACUUUGAUAUCACACCGUUUUUCUACCCCACAGCCAGUUUCAUUCAUAAAGCUCUGUCCCAGCAAAGAGAGGGGAAGGUCUUGGUUCAUUGUGCCAGAGGAGUGAGUCGUUCAGCGACGUUAGUGUUGGCGUAUCUGAUGAUAUACGAAAAACUCACAAUCGCAGAAGCCAUUAGUACGGUUUGCGCCCACCGGAACAUUCUACCCAACGCUGGAUUCCUUCAACAGCUCCGUCAGCUGGACUCCAACCUCAAUCUGCAGAGGAAAGAUGGGAUCUAUUAGUAUAAACUAACAGGCAACUGUAUUAACUAAUUUAACAAAUUGUUAAUAAAUCAUAGAAUUGCAGUUUACAAUAUGAUGUAGAACAAAUAAACAGGAAAAUAUGGAAGUUUGUUUCCACCACUGAAUAAAAAAUAAAAAAGGUAAUUGCAACUUUUUAUCUAACAAUUCUGAUAAACUCACAAUUUCAAAUUAUAAAGUCAGAAUUACGAGUUAUAAAGUCAGAACUGUGAGUUAUAAAGUCAGAAUUGCGUAAUAUAAACUCGUAAUUCUGACUUUUUUUCUCAGAAUCGCAAGUUUAUAUCUCACAAAUCUGACUUUUUUUGCGAUUGCGAGAAAAAAAAUCAGAAUUACGAGAAAGUCACAAUUCUGACUUUAUUUCUCAUAAUUAGGUUUAUAUCUCGCAAUUCUGACAUAACUCGCAAUUCUUACUUUAUUUCUCGUAAUUGUGGGUUUAUAAUGCGCAAUUCUGACUUUUCUCACAAUUGUGAGUUUAUAUCCCGCAAUUCUGACAUAACUUGCAAUUCUGACUUUAUUUCUCACAAUUGCGAGUUUAUAUCUCGCAAUUGUGAGAAAAAAAGUCAGAAUUUUGAGAUAAAAAGUCGUAAUUACCUUUUUUAUUUUUUAUUUAGCGGCAGAAACAAGCUUCCAUAGGAAAAUGAUGGUUUAAGGAAAAUAAUUCUAAAUCAUGAUACUUGAGUUUAUUCAUUUGGGUUCAGUUUGGUGAUGCAAGUCUUGUAUCAGUCAAAUCUUUCAAUGUGUGCUUUGCUUUUGGGGUUCAGCCCUCUCUCUAGUGAGAGACAGAGGGAACAGACCUCUAAAAAUAACCCAGAA